This is a messenger RNA of Cladocopium goreaui, 1592 nucleotides long. The record is from the annotation of a GenBank genome assembly. Lineage: Eukaryota; Dinophyceae; Suessiales; Symbiodiniaceae.
GACCAUCGAAACCAUCGGGAUGUCUGCUCAGGACUUGCCACCAGCGAAGAGGCCCGUUGAGGAUGAAGAAGAAGACGAGCCCCAGGUGAAGAAAAAGAAGAAGACCGAAGAGGUACCACAGCGAAUGGAUUGCCCCUACUUGGGUACCAUCAACAGGCAUGUCUUAGACUUUGACUUCGAAAAGCUUUGCUCUAUGACCUUGUCGGGAGACAAUGUUUACUGCGACCUGGUGGACGGCAAGUUCUUCCAGGGUCGUGGGAAGGACACACCUGCAUAUCGUCAUGCCUUGGAGAAAGGUCACUACGUGUGGAUGAAUGCAGCAGAUGGCAAGGUUUACUGCAUCCCAGAUGGUUACGAAGUCGUGGAUAAGUCUUUGGAGGACAUCAAGUACAACCUGCACCCAACGUUCGAUGAGGAGGAGAUCGAGUUUAUGUCUACCCGAGUGCGGUACUCCAAAGCCCUUGAUGGUACUGAUUACAUUCCCGGUUGUAUUGGUCUGAACAACAUCCAGGAUUCCGACUACCAAAAUGUCAUCAUCCAGAUGUUGUGCACCGUUAUUCCGCUGCGGAAUUACCUUCUCGGCUAUGAACCUCCAUCGGAGCGAAAACCAGAUCCGGUGCUCGCCACCAUUGCUCAGCUCUUCCGAAAGAUGUACAAUUCCAGGAAUUUCAAAGGGGUGGUCUCACCACACGAGUACUACCAGGCGGUGGGUCGAGUCACUCAAAAGAAGUUCUAUGCAAAGCAGAUGGACCCAGUGGCAUUCUUCAGUUGGCUGAUGGGAUACCUCCACAGGAAGACCAAGGACAAGAAGGGCAACUCUUUGCUCCACGAUGUGUUUCAGGGCGAAGUGCAGGUGAAGUUGUGCCCGGCACAUGAAGAGUCACGCAUCACCGAAUCCAAAGAGAAGACCAUGUUCCUGACAUUGGAAUUGCCAGAUGAACCACUCUUCAAAGACAAUCUGGAUUUCAUCCCACAGGUGCCUCUCUUCAACCUGCUUGAGAAGUUCAAUGGUGAAAAACCCUUUGAGAAGAUCGCCAAGGGUGGUGAGUCUCGUGAGAUCCGAAGGUACAGUUUGAGGCGGCUGCCACCGUACGUGAUUUGUGUAGUGAAGCGCUUCAGAAAUAACAACUUCUUCGUUGAGAAGAAUCCGACCAUCGUCACCUUCCCUCUAAAAGGCUUGGAUCUUCGUGAUUACAUCCAUCCGGAUUGUCAACCUGCCAACCCAGAGACGAAGUAUGACUUGGUUGCAAACGUUUGCCAUGAUGGCAAGCCGGAGAGAGGAACCUACAAAGUGCAGGUCUUUCAUCAGCCAACCUCGCAGUGGUUCGAAAUCCACGACUUGCGCGUAACUCCAGUGCUGCCCCAAAUGGUGGCGCUCACGGAGAGUUAUAUCCAGGUGUACCAGCGCCAGGACGUGAAACCUGACGGCUCCUUCGGCAAGUUUGAUGCAGAGAUCCCGGAACUGCUGGCAGAGGCAGACCCUGGUGUGGCUGCCGAGAUCGAGAUGGCGCCGGAGGACUUGGCAGAAGCCGGUAUCAUCAUCGGUUGAGGCUACAGCUCGGACAGGCAGGGAAAUUAUCAACAUCAUUCAC